Molecule: messenger RNA, 1204 nt
Organism: Paraphaeosphaeria sporulosa
Lineage: Eukaryota; Fungi; Ascomycota; Dothideomycetes; Pleosporales; Didymosphaeriaceae
Exons: 1
Coding region: 74-1084 (336 amino acids)
Source: RefSeq, a predicted model, not a curated record
ACCCUCAACCCCACUCACUCCGAGCUGUGGGGGUCCCGUGGCGCAACGUUUCCUAAGCUUUCGCCACCGCAUCAUGUCGUCUUACCGGCCCUCAAAUGGCAAAGCGCCCGUUGAUGAGGUCGAGACGGUGGACCUGACAUUCUCCUCGCCAGAGCCUGAGCCUCAACCCAAGCAGCCGCACCAACAACGACAAUAUGAUCGAUACCUAACCAAGCAGCGAGUCUCGGGUUACCUUAAGAAAGAGCUCGGACGGACGCCGAUCAGGGCAAACGGCGCGUCGUCGAGUAGUUCACGACACCACACCGCCGCCGCCAACAUCUCAGACCCCCUACCCUCAGUCUCUGCGGAGCAUCUUCGUCAGAUUAUCAACACGAGCUCACCGCAAAAAGUCGCUGAGCUUUUACUUGACCUUUGCAAGUCGUCACCUGCGCUGUCCGGGGCGGUUGCGCGCGGCCUAGCCCCCCACUCGACCUGGGCUCAGAAUACCAUUAAGGACUAUCAGCGGAGGACCGGGGUGGCACAAGUUAAGUCAGAGGUGGGAAAGCCAUCGUCAUCUUCAGGGGCCAUUCCAGGACGAACCUCCGAGAAUCGCAGCUAUGAAUCACCUAGGACACCGUAUUCAAAGGCUCCUGUCAGAUCUGAGGUAGGUAAAUUCAAGGCGGACUCUGAUGACAGUCUGAGCGAUCUGGAGAUGAUUCUUGCGCAACCCAGCCGUUCUUCAAGAGGCAAGGCCGUUGCCGGACCGACUUCCUCAAUUCAUCGCGCUGCGCCUGAUGAAACCCCGCCAUCAUCAAUGCAUCUAUCUCAGCCCCCGCUACCAGUCAGGGUUAAGCCGGAGCCGCAGAUCACCGCACUGCUAUGCAUGCAAUGUGAUAAGAUGAUACAGCCGGGAACGAACUGUCUUUACCAUCUGGGGCGUCCCAAGAUGUCUACGCAAGGCAGUCAGAAGAUCCAAUUGUGGACCUGCUGCAACAAACCCUUGGACGCUGCCGGAUGUUGCAACGGAGACCACAUUCCCCUGCGAGAAAGCACUUACGACCCUGUCCCCACAUUGACAGGACCCAAAAAGCCCAGAUUGGUCUAGUCGUUCACGGAAAAGAAUCUCGAGUGCACUCAUUAUUCCAGAAGAGGCGAUAUGCAUGGCGAUAGAAUUCGAGACACGGAUUCCCGACUGUGGUGCAGUGUGGCCGUGCGGCGUGGGUGG